Messenger RNA from Trichoplusia ni (cabbage looper), 1310 nucleotides. RefSeq lists its product as uncharacterized. The coding region runs from base 498 to 1265 and encodes 255 amino acids. The record is from RefSeq and is a predicted model, not a curated record. The transcript is spliced from 6 exons. Lineage: Eukaryota; Metazoa; Arthropoda; Insecta; Lepidoptera; Noctuidae.
UCGUAAACCAAAAAAUUUUCUAAAACCAACUUUUGAUGUAGAGUUACAUUGUAUUUUAAAUCACAAAAAACAUAAUAUGUGACAGUUAAUAAAACUGUAGUGAACCGACAUUUACGUCAUAUCCAGUACGAACUCUUACAUAUUUUAAUAAUUAUAAAAUAAUAUGCAUACAUUACAGCUUCAUUAUAACACUAAAGGUCUGACGAAAAUUGUUUUACAGAAAGCACCCCGGCUUAAAUUAUUUCGUGUGCUACAAUCGUAGCUCUACGAGGCGGUCUCGUAGCGCCUCACGCGGCGUAGCAACAGUUGCAUUCGGUACGUGCUACAAAACGGGCGCACUCUACGGAAUACCAAAUAUUGCGAGGCUACGAAAGUUGUGAAUUACAAUGUGACCUACUUUGAAAAUCGCUAAUUGUUAAAUAAGUUUUAAUAAAUAGAUUUUACUUGAUAGUUAUGAAGGAUUUUUCGCUUUGUUUUAUUGUGAUGAUCAAGUGAAAAUGGGAAGUUUACCUGUAUUUUGGUGUUUUAUAUUUACAUACAUAAAAGUAAGCAUAUGCCUCCGUAUAGUCGGCAUAUCAGUGCCUCCAUUGAAGCAGCGCGGUGAGUCAGCGACCUUAACAUGUGAUUAUGACUUGGAGGGCGGAAGGCUGUACUCCGUCAAGUGGUACAGGGAUAAUGAGGAGUUCUACCGAUACAUGCCGCGGUUGAGGCCACCACAACACGCGCAUAAGCUGGAUGGAGUGAGGGUUGAUUUGGAGAAAUCGACAGCACGUCGUGUUCACAUGCGGGAGUUGACCCUUAAAUCCCGAGGGCUGUACCGGUGUGAGGUGUCUGAAGAAGCGCCUUCUUUUCAUUCAGCACAGUCAGAAGCAUUCAUGGAAGUCUAUUAUUUCCCGCGCGAAACGCCACGCAUCACGGGUCAUGAACGAGCUUAUCAGCUGAAAGAACCUCUUGACGUGAACUGCUCUUCGGCCAAGUCGUUCCCUGCGCCAGACCUUCAGUGGGUUGUGGACGGACAAAAGAUCACUGACAGAUCAUGGCUAAUUGCAUUCGGUGCGAAGCCAGCAUCGCAAGGGCUGCUUGUGUCCACGCUCGGUUUGAGAGCACCAACUAAACAGCGCAUGAAACUAAAAUGUGUCGCCACAAUAGGAACACAUCGGAGGGAAAGAACUGUUAUUAUAGAAGUAAAUACAUCGUGUUGGAACAAGCCGUUUAGUCUGUUAAUAAUUAUAGCUAUUAAAAUUAUUUGCGUAAAGAUAUCGUGAUAGUUGUAUGUAAAUAUUAUAAGUUAAUGUAAAUAAAGUUUCAUU